AUGAGAAAAGAGAAUCAAACAUCAGAUCAGAAGAACCCCAAGAAGAGGGGACUCUAUGACUUUGGAGGAGAUUUUGGAGGUUUAGAGUACGGAGGAGGUUAUGGACAUGAUCAUCCAAAAACCAUCACCAUCACUAAAAAAGUACCAUAUCCGGUACCCCACCCCGUACCUUAUCCUGUCGUGAAGCAUGUUCCAGUACCAUACAAAAGUCCUCUGGUGCUUGUCUUAGCAUGCCUGGUAUUUGCCUCUGCCAGUCCUGGAACAGAAACGAAAGCCGAGGAGGCACAAUCGAAGGCCUCCUCAGUAGCAGCUAACAAAAAAGACAAACGUGGACUCAUAGAUCUUGGUUAUGGAGGAGGUCACGAACUAGGAGGACACGGACUUGGACUUGAAUCAGGAGGACAUGGUUUCGACUUCGGUGGACAUGGUUUGGAAAUUGGUGGACACGGAUUGGAACUUGGAGGAUACGGUGGAGGAUACGGUGGAGGAUACGGUGGAGGAUACAGUGGAGGAUACGGUGGGGGAUACGAAGGACUAGGCCAUGACAUUGGGCACGUGAAACAUGUCACAAUCACCAAAGAGAUCAAAGUGCCAGUACCUGCACCUUACCCAGUACCAGUGGAGAAGAAGAUUCCAGUGCCAUACCCUGUCAAGGUAGCAGUACCAGUAGACCGUCCUUACCCAGUCCACAUACCCAAACCAUACCCAGUGCCGGUGGAGAAACCAGUACCAUACCCAGUCAUCAAGAAAGUACCAUACCCAGUGAAAGUUCCUGUCAAGGUACCAUACCCAGUACCUCAUCCAGUUCCUGUACUGAAACCAGUACCAUAUCCAGUUCACAAGUCAGUGCCAUAUCCAGUUAAAGUACCCGUUUACAUCGAGAAGAAAGUGCCAGUUCUUGUCCACUCUCACGGACAUGAAGGGUACGGUGGAUUGCAUGGAGGAUUCGGAGGAGGAUUUGGUGAUUUUGGUGGUCACCACUAUUGAAUGAAUUGUUGAUGUUAUUUCUGUUGAAAUUUGAUUGUUAUUUAUUAUCAGUAUUCUUGUUGUACUAAUUGAUCUUCAUUUCCUUCAGAACUCUUAGUCGAAUUGAUCUAUGAACUAUACUUGUC
Phaedon cochleariae (mustard beetle) is the source of this 1112-nucleotide messenger RNA. Lineage: Eukaryota; Metazoa; Arthropoda; Insecta; Coleoptera; Chrysomelidae. The record is from the annotation of a GenBank genome assembly.